This is a messenger RNA of Petromyzon marinus (sea lamprey), 3119 nucleotides long. RefSeq names its product guanine nucleotide-binding protein G(I)/G(S)/G(T) subunit beta-1-like. NCBI's taxonomy places the organism in Eukaryota, Metazoa, Chordata, Hyperoartia, Petromyzontiformes, Petromyzontidae. The record is from RefSeq and is a predicted model, not a curated record. Gene Ontology annotation, biological process: signal transduction. Gene Ontology annotation, molecular function: protein binding.
ACACGGCUUAGAGAGAGAGACGCUCGCACACACACACACGGUGGGGUAGUGGGACAAGGCGAGAGAGAGACGCUCACACACACACACACCGGGGGUAGUGGGACAAGGCGAGACAGAGAGAGACGAGGCUCAAGCAGUUCGAAGAGCGGAGCGCAGCAGGGACGGUGCCUCGCUCUGACCGCACCGCUCGGCCACCAUGAGUGAGCUGGAGAAACUACGCCAGGAGGCGGAACAGCUACGCAACCAGAUCAAGGAGGCCAGGAAAGCAUUUGCGGACACCACCUUCGCACAGGUCACAGCCAGCUUGGACCCCGUGGGGCGGAUCCAGCUGAGGACUCGGCGAACUCUGCGCGGUCACCUCGCCAAAAUCUACGCCUGCCACUGGAGCACCGACUCACGAAAUCUAGUGAGUGCCUCGCAGGACGGAAAGCUGAUCGUGUGGGAUACCUGCAGUACCAACAAGGUCCAUGCCAUCCCGCUGAGGUCGUCAUGGGUCAUGACGUGCGCCUACGCCCCCUCGGGGAACUUCGUGGCUUGCGGAGGCCUCGACAACAUGUGCUCCGUGUACAGUCUCAAGUCGCGUGAGGGAAAUAUAAAGGUCACGCGUGAGCUUCCCGGACACAAUGGGUAUCUCUCCUGCUGCCGCUUCCUCGACGACACCAAAAUCCUCACCAGCUCCGGAGACACCUUAUGCUGCCUGUGGGACAUCGAGACGGGCCGCCUGUCCUCCACAUUCAUGGGCCACACGGGCGACGUCAUGUCGCUGUCGAUGUCCCCGGACGGGCGCAUGUUCGUGUCGGGCGCGUGCGACUCGUCCGCCAAGCUGUGGGACGUGCGCGAGGUCAAGUGCCGGCAGACGUUCACGGGGCACGAGUCCGACAUCAACGCCAUCAACUUCUUCCCAAAUGGGCAGGCGUUUGUGACGGGCUCCGACGAUGCCACGUGCCGCCUCUUUGACAUCCGCGCCGACCAGGAGCUCUGCGUCUACGCCAACGACGGCGUGGUGUGCGGCGUCACGAGCAUCGCCUUCUCGCGCUCCGGUCGCCUCGUGCUCGCCGGAUACGAUGACUUCAACUGCAACAUCUGGGACGGCAUGAAGCAGGAGAAAGCCGGCGUGCUUGCGGGCCACGAUAACCGCGUGUCAUGCCUCGGCGUCACGGAUGACGGCAUGGCCGUGGCCACGGGAUCCUGGGACAGCUUCCUCAAGGUGUGGAACUGACGGGCGCAGAUGUGGUCCGGCACGGAGACGCACGUGGCUCUCGCGGGAUCCAGCUCGCGGCCACGCGCGCACGCACGCACACGUGGACACAGGCACACGUGGACAGAGACUCGUAGAACGUACACACAGGCACACGUGGAUAUAGACUCGUGCAACACAUCCACCUGGACAGAGACUUGUACAACACACGUACGCACAAAGACACAGACGUGCAUACACCAAAUGUAUACUUACAUAUACGUUAUUGAUUUUGGGGUUAAGCCGCGUGACGCUCUUGACCAUGUUCGUGUCGUGAGACCCUCCAUCACCCAACAUAGCCAAACAAAUUAAAUUGUCACAUGCACAAGCGUUUGGCACGCCAAUUAUAUAAUGUUUGUGACUGUUUUGUUUGUCUGGCUGUGUUGGGCGGUGUAGAGUCACGACACAAAUUUGGCUGCAUCAUUAUUGUGGCUUAACCCAGAAAUCUGUUACGAUUAAUAAAUAUUGGCUGCAAUAAACCUACGUGCUAUGAUAUACGCAUACAUUUACACAUGCAGCAUAUAUGUACAUAGAUAUGUACACACAUGCACAUAUGAUAUACAUAUACAAACGUACAUAUACAAAAAUGAGCCCAGCAAUACACACAUACGUAUACACACACACACAUCUUGCACACACACACACACACAUGAACCAUAUCAUCCCCAGCCAGGUUCUAUCCACUGCUCGAUGAAGCCCUCCCCCGGUCACCGCCAUCCCUCACCAGUUGCAUGACGCCACAGUCCAUCUCACUGCUGCGCAUGACACUGGCACAAAAACACGCACGCAAUUAAAACACAUCACGCAUAUUCAGCACUCACUCAUACCUGCACAAAAACACAACCGUCCAAACACACUACAGGCACAUGUGCACAACCACAUUCUCACAUGCUGUGCACGUGACACACAAUAUGCACACUCGUUAACUUGUGUAUAGCAUGCCUGUCACCCAGAACACACACACACGCACGCACACGUAGGCUUUCACUGACCCUCUUGUGCGUUGUUAAAAUAACACUGGCUGUCAAGACCGUCUCUAUCUAUACGAGGAGGGCCCUGCAUGGGGCCGUUUGACCAUUUGCGUGUCUGAGUGUUGGGCUCAAUGUGGGAGGAAUCCGGAGAAAACCCGCCAUACAUUCGAAGGGGUACCACUCAGCGCUGCCAUCUCCUGGCCACCUCGGAGCACCAACGCCUACAACACCUGGCAAGCCCCUUGACUGCCAUCCAUGAAAGCUCUAAACAAGAUCAGUCAUGCUAAGGCCCGUUGAGCUACAAAGCUCUGCUACAAGGGACGACCGCAGCUCAAGUCCGUGGCGACGGUCACAGGACAUCGCAGUUACAAAGGGAUCCAUAGAAUUCCUUAGGGGGCUAUACAUUUACAUAGAGCUCUGCAGAGUUACAUCAGAGAUGCGUAGCCCACAGCCCAAGACCGACGGCAGGGUCACGGGACAUCAUCGCAGGGUGGGAAUGUGCAAGCUGGCAAGAGCAAAAACAACAAUUGUUUACAUGAAACCCACACCAGAACUUAGUGCAAACGGGAUAAAAAAUAAAUAUUACUUAAAAACAAUUAAAAAGACAGUGUGUGUUAAUAAACUGUAUAUACACAACGGUAUAUUGGACUGAGCUGCAGCAUUUGCGGUUGUAGGAGAAUCAAUCAUCAUUCAUGGUCUUUAAGCAAACGUAACGAAGAUGCUUUUGGAAUUUAAAAUUAUGGAAUAUUAAACAUAGAAAUAUAUAUAAAACAUUAAACAUGACAGAACACGAAACGGCACUUGGUGGUCUUUAGUAUAAACGUUUUUUUUCGAGGGCAAAUGAUAAACCACAUAAUGGAGCUUAAAUAACAAACAAAAAUCACUCGACACAAUUGGCAAUAACACUGCGG